This is a messenger RNA of Anopheles funestus (African malaria mosquito), 26180 nucleotides long. It is a transcript of the gene gus, whose product is annotated as protein gustavus. The transcript has 5 exons. Bases 19130 to 20308 code for a protein of 392 amino acids. Gene Ontology annotation, cellular component: SCF ubiquitin ligase complex. Gene Ontology annotation, molecular function: protein binding. Gene Ontology annotation, biological process: intracellular signal transduction; proteasome-mediated ubiquitin-dependent protein catabolic process. NCBI's taxonomy places the organism in Eukaryota, Metazoa, Arthropoda, Insecta, Diptera, Culicidae. The record is from RefSeq and is a predicted model, not a curated record.
ACUAGAGAAUUCGUGAAAAUGCAAUUCGAUCUAAUGUUCACAUAUUGACACGCUUCGUUGCGACCUUACAAGCUUGUUAGAUUUAAUGAUAACAGCAUCUUCUUUGCUGAGAAACCCGCACGGGAAUACAUCAAACGGCCCAAGAGAAAUUGGGAGAGCGAGCGAACUGCCGUCAGGGAGAAAGAUCCGAAGGAAAAGAGCAUUACACCCGGCAUUAUUGUCGAGUGGGUGGGUUGCGUUGGGCGAAAUGCGGGAGAAGAAAGUGGGAGCCAAACGGUGAAGGUAGCCACGGCACCUACCACGAAUUGGUACAAGUCCCCCCACGCACGGGAGGUCCUGAAAGUACACUUUCAUUUCGCGCUUGCAACUGUACGUACGAGCCGUGCUGAUGAUGAUGAUGAUGAUGAUGGGUGGCCUGCUUUUGCGUUUUUGCUCCGGCUGCAGAAUUCGUACCCCGGCCAGACAGUUUGCGGCUGAGGAAGCCGGAGAUUGGAGAAGUUUGUCCCACUUUCUUUCUCUCUAUCUCUCUCGCGAUGGGCAGGGAGGUUUGUUUUCUUUAUUUUGCUCCACUCUUUUGUGUACGGUUUGCUGCUGGGCAGCGAUGAUUUUAUGCUUCCACUCUAUGCUUAAUGGGGGAAUGCGUGCUGUAUUCCGGUACUACUACUACAACUACUAAUAUCACUACUAGGCAACGUGGAGUGCCCAUCUUGAAGGGAAUCAUGACUACGAUGCGUUUAGAUGUCCUUACAUGCUCUUCGUUUAAAACCAAUUUCAGCGACAUUUUUUGCGUUUUUUUUUGCGGAUCAAAACUGCAUCGCGUACAUCGCGAGGCCAAGUGUGGCAACAAGCUGGCCUGCCAGCCGUCCAAGGGUAAUCGUCGUCGUCGUCAUCGCGUAUGCAAAUGCGCGUUGUCAUAUUGGAAUUAAUGUCUUGCAAUGGUCAGGAAGGUCAAGGUUUACGGGUUGAUCAUUCCUGCAGGUGUUAGAUCGGUGCUAAGUACUAAUCCACUGUACCCGUCGAUCAAAGGUGUUUAAAUUGGGGUUGAAAAACUAAUUUUUCGUCUGGUGUACCGUACGAUUUGAAUGGUACAUGGUUUAGUAUUUUACAUUUUAGUGCUGCAAGUAUUUGAAACAGAAGGCAUUUAACUGUAGGUUUGCAACGAUAAGGGACGGGGAUUUUUUUUGUAUCAUGAAGCCACAAUUAAACACGAUUUCGGUUGAACUAUUUUGGACCGCUUAGGGAAACAUUCAUACACCAAACGGUUGUAAAAGGUCCCAGCCGCUCGGGGUGAAACUUUUAUUAUGCAAACAAAUCGAUAGUUUGUUGGUUUAUGUUUUGCUUUACCAGCGUACUUCCGCCAACAUACACGGGACCAACCGUAUCGCGAUCGUUUCAAAUGGUUGUUCCUUCCUUACCAAUCAACUGAGCUUUUACAGUGUAAUGCACUUGAACUAGUGGCCUCAUUCUGGUUUUUGUGCGCUGGAUGUUUACAACGCUACGUAGGGAAGUUGUGUGGUUGUGGAAAACACAAAAAAAAAAUGUUUCACAGUUCAACCUUUAAUAUUGGGCUUUUUUAGUUUGCAUUUCUUAAACACCAUUUGAAGUUUCGUUAUGCAAAUUUGUGUUUCUUAUCAAUUUGUUUUAUAAAUUAUUUUGCAAACUGAAAAUGAAAUAUAACAGCCCUUGUGGCGUUCGGUGUAGGAUUUAUCAGUUCGUAUUGAAAAAAGCUUUCAGCAUCUGUACCCAUUCCUUUUUUACCCAACUAUCACCUGGAAACGUCUGUUCGGGACAGUCAGUAAAUUAGCGCAAAACUUAGUUCCGGCAGUGUUAGACACAUCGGAGUGGGAAAAGAGGCAACACAGCAUAAACGUGCUAAUGCAACGGUCAAGUAGAAAGCAUUUCAAAGGCCCACUGCCAGAGUAAAUCAUGAUGGUUCACGGUUUUGGGUAUUGGUUUUUUGUUGUUGUUGUUUCGCUAGCUUCAUCACAGCUGAAAGACGCUGUACAUUUUGCUAAUAAUGUAACCCCAAAAUGUCACGUUCGUGAAGUGAAAGUGAUCCACUAGGCGUAUACAUAGUGGCUUUCUUUUGACGGGAUUUCCUUUCGUACGCUAACUGAUCAAAGCUUCCAGAGAUGUUGGGUGGGAAAUUGAAGGCGUCCAGAAUGGUGCCAACUCUCCUGCCUUACAGGGUAAUGGAAAAACAAUAAAAGUACUACCCACUUUCUCUUUCUUUUCACAAAGAUUCUAAACAGGCCCAAAUAUUGGCUUUAACUUUGAGUGAAAUAUUGGCACAAACAAUAAAGAAAGAGCAAUGCUGAUGCUGUAAUGAGUGAAUGACUCAUCUGAUAAUGUUGUAAGGUGAAUGGACUAGUAGAAGAGAUAAUUCACAAAAAAUGUCAAAAAAUGAUUCGCUUGUAAGAACGUAAAGCACCGUCCGUGUUGCUUUAUUUCACUGAUAACUUUGCGUUCGUUUUAACCUCAGCAAGUUUUGGAAACGUUAAUCCCGUUUUUACUGGAUUGUUCGGGUUUGCUAUGAUUUGGUGAUUAGUUGACGUGUUACCGAUGGCCAGUAAUCGUAGGCAGCAGAUUAUUAGCAUAUGUCCCGCAUUAUGUCACAUUCGAUUGCGAUAGCUUAUGUCGUGAGUUUAUUCUUUAGAAAAUUGAAAAUGUCUUCAAAUUAUUCUUUUAUUCCAAUUUGAAUUUUAGCCAUGUUUGAAUAGCGUUUAAAAACACAUAAAAAUGUUGAUUUCUAUUGAAUCUUUUUUUUCUGUAAGCUCCUUUGGGCAAUUGCAAAAGACGUUAACGAAGAAUUUGGAAAAUGCGUCAAUUUGAUGUAAUGAAACAUUCCACGAAAAUACCGUGAAGCGCAGGAUCAGUUUCUCUUUUUCCUGUCGUUUUCCACUGCUUGUUGGUUUGUUAUUUACAUACGACAUUUUUCUAGUCACAUGUUAGAAAUUAUUUUUAUAUUGAACGAUGGCUUAACAGACAGAUUGUUGAGGAGAAUACAGUGCGUAACAUGGCUAUAUGGACAGCUAUUAAUUAAAUGUCCAAAGGCAAAAAUUAUACGCAAAAGAUAUUCCAAUAGUUUGUACCGAAUUAAAUGCCUAUCUUUUUACAAUUUUAGCAAAUUUUCCGCUUCCGAUAGUGCGUAUUAACAUGAUUAUUAAAUAUUUAAUUUAAAAAAUAAAAAUGAAAUUAAUUUUUAAAACAUUUCUUCUUAUUUUGUGAAAAUAAAUUCUCAAAAAUACUUGCUCUGCGAUUUCUUACUUUUCUUUUACUUUAUUUACGUGUAGCUUUUACAGCUGAAUAGUUAGUAUUUCAUAUACGUAAACAAAAUCUACGGGCUGAAUGGGAUUUAGUACCGAUCUUACUCUAAUGAUUCGCAAAAAAGUAUAACAAAAAGUAGAAGCUGAACAAAAGAGAGAAUAUUUGAACAAACAGCACAAAGAGAAAGGUAGGCAUGACAUUAUUCUGGAUUCGGUGUGAAAUUUGUGUGCAUUUUUUGUUGGUAUUUUUAAAUUACUCAUUUCCAUGAUUUUCUUAGUAAUGUUUUUGUUAUGCGAAGCAAGAGAAAACCCCCCUGUUUUUAAUUAUUUCUAUGUUGUGGGUUUUCCCUCCCUAGGCCGUUUUGAGAUGUUUGUGAUAUGCUCUGUAAACAAAUGUUAAGAAACGGCCAGGUCGGGUUUAUGCAAAUAUAUUUCAACAAGCGUUUGCAAAGUAACAAUAACGGAUUGGUUUAGAAGACAUGUAACGUAAACAGUGUUUAAAUGUAAUACAUUUGCAGUCUAGCUAAUCUAAAAAUAAUUCCAUUUUUUACCUGAGGCAAACUUACAAGCAUUCGAAAACUUUGGAGAUGCGCAAAGGUACAUUCAAAACAAUAAUCAGAAACCUUGACAUUACAAGAGCGAAUGUAAAAAGUAGUAAAAACAAACUCGUCGCUCAUCGUAAAACCAAACAUCAGCACGAAGUGAAAGGAAAUCCAUUAAUUUCUACCGUGUCUGAAUCAAACUUAUUACAAUUUACAUUUUAUGAACAGCAAAUAAACUUUAAAACAAAGUCCUUAUAUGUGCAAUACAAUUCUCCAUUCAACUAAGGAUGUUUAAAUAUUUCAAAAUCCGUCAAUCCAGAAGCUAGAUCAAUGACAUUAAUAUGUAUGAUUUUGGAAUUCCUCUUCAUUUCCUCGUUAUUUAUUGCAUUCGUUUGCAAGAUAAACAGCCUGAUUUAUAUAUAUAAUAUACUAUUCAGAGGAUCAAUAGUAAUUUGCAUUCAAUUAACUAUUUAGCUCCAACGAGCCGAUAGCCAAACGCGAUAUCUACGAUGACAUCACUUCAUUGUCAACGUGUGAACCUGUCCGAGAUAUCGUCAGUUCUCAUUGGUCUAGUAAAUUGGUCCCUAAAGGGAUCCCUAUUACCGCUGACCUACCAAAGCGCGCUUCUUACUGGCCGGUGCGUCCUUUGCAAAAUUAGCGGACAUUUUGCGCGUUUAACAGCGUGUAUCGUACGCAUGUGUGUUUGUUUGCCCUACUGGCCAUAAGUGACCGUAGCGACCCAAAUUACUGUCUAUGCUGUGCCACCCCUUCCUUCCAUCACAUACCGUGCACAGCGGAGAGGAUGUGUCUUUUUACUACCUUUCACUUUUGCGACCCUGCCGAGUGUUGGUGCAAUUGCGCUGUACUGUCACCGACAACGUCUGCAGUCGGCGGUCAUGUGCGGUCGAUGAUUCAGGGAGCAGUUCAGUAUGUCACACCGCCUUGCAAGCUUUGCUAGCCGACCGGCUUCAAUCUGAUCGACCGACCGAGUAUGUGAAUGCUCGCUUUCGUUUAUGUUGAUAUUUCGCCCAAAUAUCUAUGCUCUCGGAUGUUCAUUGCAUCAGCGGCUGACCGCGUAUUGUUCGCUAUGGGAUGCUUUAUCAGAAUGAUGCGACACGGUCGGACACAUAUAUAGAGCUCAGUAUUGAUAUUGGUUAGGCUGCGUUUUUUUAUCCAUUUAACUUAAAUCGAACAGAGUUUGUUAUGUUCUGGUGAUAUGUAUAAAAGGUGGUUCUAUGAGUAUUCCAUUUUGCGUCACACUCAUUUUUACGUUGUUAGGUGGCUCAUCCCAUCGUUACGGUUAGAAUUUGCAGGUAAUCGAAUUACGCGUUUGUACCAGGAACUAGUUCUGUCAUUUUACCCGAUAUUAAUUACAGCAGCACACAUCAGCAUUCGCUUGUGCUCUUGAUUGGGUAUGGUAAGUGAAAUUAAUGCAAAAAGUAGUAGUUCUUGGGUUUGUCAUUCUUAUCUGUAAGUGACGUAGCUGGUAUGAAUUUUUUUUGUAAUUAAAAAUCGUUUAAUGUUUGUAUGCAUGCAGGCAAUAAAGCAUCCUGCACACUGUGGAUAGAUUGUAAAAUAUUAUAGAAAAUUUUGAAACAGACAAUCUAACAACGAUCACUUUCCUGGAGGAUAUCCUGGAGCACAUGGCUUUUGCAAUAUCUUCACUGAUUUCAAGGUCGCAUACGACUAACAUAUGUCAAUCAUCUCAUUUGGAACGCUGGACAAACUAGCUUGGAUUUUGUUAUUGAUAAUGACCAACGUAACAUGCCAGAUGAUGGUGGAUGUAAUGGCUCCCAAAGCCAUUUGGUCUGUACCGCGGAGAUGGGCUUGCUAGUCGUCUCUUCAACUUCACACUACUAGAGAGCCAACUCGGUGGUGGAAAAUUCCAGGGAUCUUCUCCUAUCAAACAUUAAAAAUGCUAGUCUAUGCUAAAGAUGUAGAUAACAUAGGUUUAUGGUUUUUGUACGUAGCAGCUGCUCACAAAAAUAUAGACUAUAGUUUACACAGGCAGACUGCGAUGAAUACUGAUCUAUAUGCAGGGGUUAUAGCUGAUCGCACCUUUCAAGGUCGACUAAAAAACAUCUCGCGUACUAAACUCCUUCUCGAAUUUAGGACUAUAUGAAACCCAGUACUCACAAACGCCUUAGAGACAUGGACUCUUCCCUAGGUAGCCAUAUACCUGUAAACAAAAAUGUCCAAAGAAAUCGAAUGCCUAAUGUUUUGGAUGUUUGUUAUAAUAAAUGUAGUCUAUUUAGAGAUUGUGCACACUUAAUAAAAUAAUGCAUUAAAAAAUUGAAACACUGAUUAAUCUUCUAUCAGAGCAGCUGCACUGAUAAGGUAUUAGCGAACGUUACUUUGUGCUCUCGUUGCGAUAGCGUAUUUAUUUUCAGCACAUGCAGUCUCUUUCGCUGAUGCAAUGAAUCUUUCUAUUAACGAAACCAUGGAACGUUUGAAUAAGAAUGCUAAAGCAUGUAAUACAUACAUACGCGUUUUAAAUUCCUUCACCAAGGAUGCUACAGCACACUUGUAGGUGCACCUCGUUGGCCCCUUGAGUGCUAUCACACUCAGUUUGCAUCAUAGUGCACUCGACCAGAUAACCGGCGGGUUAAUGAAUUCCCCGCACUCAAAAGUGCAUGAUUCAGCAAGUGAAGAUGCAUAUAAAUGCAUACCGAGCAUCAGCAGCACGGGCCUCGCUCGGAUUGUUACGGGUGUCUGCUGCCAAGGCCAAUGAGGAAGCUGACCAUUUGGUUCCGUUUGCGCUGGUGGAUGUCACCAUGCGGAGACGUUGUUGAAGCAAAAUAGUUCAAUGCUACCCAGUCAUUGCUUUAGAUAUGCUUAGUGUAUUUCUCGGUUUUCGUCCUUCCCAGCAAGGUUCCUUGCCGUUGAAAUUUGCAUUACUAUUAUUAUGCACCAGCUAGCACCCAUUAAAAUUGGAAAGAAUAUUAAGAUGGAAUAGGAAGUCGUCAGGCAUCGUUGAUUCAAAUGAGGCCACACAAUUCCCGUGCUCUGCGCUGAAAAAGCUUAUUCCGAAUGAAUUGAAGCGGAAGAUUUUAUAGUGCUAUCAACCAAAUAUUUAAAAUAUUUUUUUACGUUCUAUAUUUCAGUCUUGUGAUAGAUUAUAGUUUUGUGCUUGAGCUAGUCAGAUCAGGAUUUUGUACAUUGACAGAUGAACUAAUUAUAGUAUAAAUUUAUCCAAAGCAAUCAGUUCGAUAAACUGAUUGGACAAGAAUGAAUAUUGCAACGAACCAUUAUGAGAUGUCAGUAUUACGGGUUUCCGGUUUCGAUCCGGAACCACGUGUCAAAUGAAACGUGGAAUGCCAUAGCCAAGGACGUCCAGAAUCAGGAAAUUGAAUUGAUUUAAAUACAAAUUCUACAACCACUCCAACACUCCCCGAUUGCUGGCUGUCACUUGUGAGACACUCAAUCCUAUCCAUUUCUAACUAAUUAGGUUUUGCUGUGUCUUUGCCAAUUAUGUUGCAAUAAGCGAUUGAACGGAUCAUUGCGGAUCAUCAUGGACAAAAAGCAAGAAGCGCAGUCCAUUUUAUUCGUUGUAGUCGAAGGUGCGAUUCUGAUAGAAUGUCACAAGCAAAUGAAUCUUAUCGGUUUUUAUAUUUCUAACAAAUUUAGCAGUAUUUUUGUUAAGAUUAGCUUCUUACCAUCUACAUCUUCCUUCACAACUUCUUACAAAUGUUUAGCGAUAAAAUGGUAAAAUUGGAAUCAAUUCUGGAAUGUGUUCAAGUUGAACUGAGGUGUAAGGCUGUAAGGUGAAACUGAUUCUGUGCAAAACGUUAUUAACAGUUAAGAAUGUUUUGUACAGAAAAAAAAAUUACAUAUCUACCACUACGCAUUUCACUUCAGCUUGGAAAUUAUCUCGAAGUGGAAUCUUUCUUAAUUCUACUCAAAAAUCGUGGAUUGUACGGCUAUUCAGAAACAAGACUAAAUCGUCUAUCUAGAAUUGAGACACGAUGUGUGUUCGGUUUCGUGUGAGUAAGAAACGAUCGAUAUAUUUGCUGUAUUGUGUUGAGUAAGCAUGCAAAAAGAAAAAGAAAUCAGCUUUCAAAGCUGCGUUCAAAGAUCAAUCAAGAAGUUGAAAUACGCAACGCACCCAACCUUACACAAGAUCCAUGACCGAGGUGCUCCACCGGGUCGAUAGACAUCAAUGAUCUUGCAUGUACCGAUGUAUGGCCGGACAAGCUUCCAGUACCGAUCGCUUAGUAGAACGUGACACAAAUUCUCGGCCCCACCAGUGCGGUCCAAUGGGCUUGUGCAAGCAUAACACCAAUGCGAUACAGUGCCUCGUAAAAUUGGCAAUCAGUUUCCUCUCGAAUCUCCACACGACACUAGUUCGCACCGAGCAGACGUGUGUUUGUUGGGUAGAAAUGGAGGGACGAAGGGCGCACGAGAGGGUAGCUUACAGCAUGGACAUAGGAUCGGAACAAGUUUUUGAUAGCAGUUUUUUUCCAAUCCCUUUGCCUCCAUCGCCGUUCGCUAGCUGAACUCCGAAAGAAGCUUACAAAUGGUGGCCCAUUGCUCGGAGGGAGAUGCGUGAUGCUUUGGUUCGGGUUUACCAUGUGGCCACCACACCGGUUCUAGGUUUAACUCGCCCAAGGAGCAACGCGCCCCCGAUCUAAGCGCUCCGACACGGUCUGACACCAAAUCCCAUGAACGAAUUUCAUCACGAAGUGUAGUGAUCGCCGCAACGCACUACCUUUACUUGGUCGUUUGUGUUUGGAACUUUUGCGAACUGCAACGUCCGCUUGCCUCUCCGAUGCAUGAUCUUCAAAGAGUUCGAUCGUGUGCGGGUACGGUUGAUGUGUUGUGGAGAGUCAAGCAUUUCGAGAGCCGACUGCAAUCCAUGCACCAAACCCGUCUGUCGCACCAAAACCGCUCGUACUCCGACCGAACGCAAUCACGCUGUAAGGGAGAAAGACGUACCAGACUUUGCACGCUUACGGCGGCCAAUUGCCGGGUGCAGUACAGUAUACGCUCGAUAUGUAGGUCACGGUGGCAUUCGAAUCGAAACGGCCGCACUCUUUGGCGACUUCGUUUAGAAUUAUAUGCGCACGGUGGGAUGAACCGGACGAUGGUACCGGUGUCGGACCUGCACUUUAGCAAUCGCCACGGAGCAGGAUUUAGACCGAUCAAGAAAUAGUGGCAUAGGUGGUAGUAUGCGUUUCAGAGUGGUUUGAUUACAAAUUAAGAUUUCGUUAGCCAACACUGCUAACGAUACGCUUGCCAUUACGGAACGUGGCAAAGGUGUAGUUUAAAAAAUGUGUUUUUUUUAUCAAACUUUCAGAAUUUUUAUAAAGUUGUUCUAGAACUCCACAACAUGAUUUUUCUUCUUUUCUGAAAGUGCCUUUUUGAUUACGCCCGCUUCAUAUCGGGUUUCAAUCUUGUUUUGAUUCAAUUUAGUUGAACUGACUUGAUGGUCAAUAUUUGCUGCUAGGGUUUUAUUUAGAAGCUAGAAGUGAUUUCACCCACAACCUUCGGUAUAUUAUAUCCAGAGAUUCGACACUUUGGGCAAAUGUCACCAAGACGAUUACUGAAGGUAUCGUGGAAAUGUGUUACUACCGCACUAAGUAUUUCUGUGCAUCAAAUUCUAAGUUUAUUAAUAGUCUAACUAGACAGUGAUGGUAUUAUAAAAGUUAACAUUAAAAUAAGGGAUGUAAAUUGUUUGAGGGUUAUUAUCAAUGGCAUUGAUGGUGUAACGAUUAGCUAGUAUUGCACUAAUGAAGCUAUUAAUCAUUCUUUAUUUCAUCAUCACAAACCGUGUGUAAUGCAGCCCUAGAGUAAUUAUCUUCAGAAGUUCGUUAAGAGUGUGAAUAAAAUAGUGAACAUUCUUUCAUAUUAUGCGUUCGUCGAUCAGUGUUGUCUUCAAACGCAGCACUGUGCGUAAUUGGUUUGUUUUAUAUUUUUUCCCCUCCCGUUUGCUAUCGUAAGUGGCAAAGCACGCAACAAACUGUACUCCCAUUCGAAACAGCGUCACUCUGCAGCGGUUAGAAAUCCGUCAUCCCAAGUCUUAAAACGGUCAAAAUAGGUUGAAUUUGGCCGAAAAAGUGAAUCUACCGCUCGUUAGGCACUCGAAAAGCCUUCGCUCAGCAGAUGUGAACAUUUGCCGCUGUCACUCGCGGCGCUACUGUUGGACAAAAAAUUAGUAUGCUGCGAUGUCAAUGUCAACACGUUUACGCGAUCGCAAAUAGCAACGGAGACGAUCGCGAUCCAAACGCUCACGUUGGCGGCAUGGUGCCUUGCGUUUUGGGGUUGGUUUCCUUGAGAUUGAAGUUCAGUCAUAAAUCGGUAUUUACGCACACAGCCAUGCUAACGGCAAAAUUAAUCACGCACACACACGGACACACGCACACACAGAGUCACGGGUUCCGUUGUAGAUAGCGGAAAUCCACCGCCCCGCAGAGAUGUCUUCGCCCGUAAUCACGCUGGGAAUGCGUUGGAUGCGUAGGAAAGAAUCGUUCCGCUGUACGUUUCGAUGCGUUCUGCUCGUUGGUUGGAGACACGAAAGUCGUUAGACAUACGCGACUGAACGCAUUGCUCGACGUGAGUGUGAGCUAAUGAACAGCUUUUCGAAAGCUUGAUGAUGUGCAGAUAUCGUUUGCCGAUAGAGUAGCAACUAAGUAUUACAAACCACUCUGGGACGAAAGAUACGCCAGUGAUCGCGGUUAGUUUCGACAAGUACAAACAUAUUGCGUAUCCCACUGGAGCGGAUGGACAAAAUCCGUUGAGGUGUGCACAAACAUCAUCACGCUUCUAAGUACGUGUCUAAGGAGCUUACCCAUCCACAAGGGGAGGGUUGGGCCUAUGUAUGGGGAGGAUAGCGUAUUGUGGACACAUAAUAGUCACAACACUGCACAGCUAGCACAGUGCACAGUGGUGGCCUUGUGUCAAAGCGCUAGGUUGUCAUUUUUCAAGCCAACACGGCUGAAAGUGUCACGUUUCCUGCCAUCCUCCGAUUUUCGCACGCCACCUCUUCCGCGGUGCACAAUGUAUUUGUCCCGCUCGUCGUUUGUAAAAGGUAGCAUUAUACCUCUUUCAAUGUCUGCCAAAUGGAAAGCAUCUCGCGGUAAGCCCUACGCACACAUACAGCCAGACGGGGGCCCCAUAUACAAUUAACCUUCCUGUACCGUGUACGGUGAACAGAGCCUGCCAUCAUAGUGCAUACCAGGCCCGGAAUCACGUCCUACGUAAGCACUGCGUAGUGUUGAGCAUGACUUUUUUUGCGCUCCCUUCCCCUGGUCGUUGAAUCAUUUGACCAUUAACCGCGUUUUAAUCUUCUGGUGUAACAUCCGUUCUGUGACAGCCUCAGGUGCUGUCGACACUGAAGAACCCGAGUGUCCAUUGCACAUUAGGAGAAAGCUUUUAAUUGCGCAAUUAACUACGGCUGGAUAUGACACGAUACAUACGCUUGUUUUGCAGCAGGAUAAUGAAGAUUUUUAAUUUUGUUUUUAUUUUCUUUUUGUUUCUUAAAGACGGAAACGAAAAGUAACCUUGAAUAUUCCAUUGAGAUUUACAGUAGUCGAGAUUUGUGAAACUAGAAAUGUUGUACCCAUACAAGACCUUAGCGAAUGUUAAUCUAUAUUUUAUUUUCCUCUUGAUUGAUAAGCAACCUGAUGAUUACUUUAAAACGACUCACGAUAUAAAAUUAGUCGUUCCAGUCUGGUUUUUUGAACAUAUUUUCUUUAAUAAUUGAAUUUUGAAAAUGUUAAUUUCGAGAGUUGAACUAACGCGUCCUCUUUUCAAUCUCUAGCUAAGAUCUGAAGGUUAUCGGAGUCUCGGGAAAUUAGAUUUCCCGAGAUUAGAUCGGAGAUUAGAUCUCCGAUUCCACCGAUCAGGUAAACGUUGUAAAACUAUGAGAUUUGUGAUAAACGAGAUAAACACAAAAAUACUUAUUAUUAUAGCAGUCGUAAUCUGUUAUUAAUGUCCAUGUCAUUUGAAUGAUACUAGACGAUCCAGCGGUUCCAGAGUUUCUUUUUGUCAGGCAUUUAGGGGAGGAGAUAGAGACAGAGUGAUGGCGUUGAUGCAUUCAUCACACGAUUAUGGUUGACCCUGAACGGUGCAGAGGAUUCCUGCACCUGAUACAUAGUAAGUAAGUAUCCCUCAGGAAGACGACCAUGAGCUUUGUAACUUUCAGCAUUGAAUUUUACAACUUGUAAAACAAUUAGAUCGCGAUUCAAAAGGUGAAUACGCCGCAUUGCUGACAAAGUACGUCAGUACUUUAUGUGUCUUACGGUUGACCUUUUUUACAAAUUAGCACCAAUUUCUUAUGGAGGGGCGUACAAUGUUUUUCCCCAACAAAGAACAGGCACAGUGGCCACAGUCGAUCCAAAGCUUGGUGAGGAUGACAUCAUGUAUUUGAAAAACCUUCCCGCACUAUCUUGAACCGUGUUUAUAUUUGUGUAAGCUUUCGGAGAAUGUUUAAGGUAGGCGACGGUUUCGACCUACUUCUGUCAACCUGAGCCGAUAGAACAACUGCAACCUGGGGGCAGUGAUGUGAUGCAGCAUACGGGAAGACCGAAUGUUUUCCAUUUGUACUCAGUCGUCCGUUUGAACCACCCAAAACAAGAUACAGUUGUAUUGGGGCUCAAAUGUUGUUGUGCUUCAAAGGUAUCGCAGCACACCGCUAGCUAAAAGGUGAGGAUCGAUCAUUUACCAGGUACAGUGGAAUCGAAAUCGAAAACUAACGGUAUUUGUGGCUAGUGUUUGGUUGAUUAGAAUUAGAAGACUUCAUACGCUGGAACGGUGAUAUAACGGGAAAUGUAUGCAAAAGAAAAUGAACGAACGAAACGAUUAAACCCUUGACGGUGCAGCAAUGCCCUCCGCUCGCGCCAUCCGCUCACUUUAUCAUGAAGCAACUUCACACAAAGUGCAACUGCAACGCGGAAGAAGCCAGAUAUUUCAAUUGGGCAAAGCAAGUGUUGCUCCCGCUGAUUUGCAUAGCCUUCGGUCGACGGACGAGGUGGCAGGUGGCAGCAUCAGCUCAACAUGCCAAGGCAUUGUUUGGCCAACCACCGAUACGUCCCUGGGAGAGGCGUCGGUGGCAAUGUAAUAACCACGAAAACCUCCACUGCACUCGCGGUAGUAGAGCUGUUUACCUCUUUGGUAGUGAGAGCGUGGCUUGAAAUUACACAAAACUCAUGUGCUAUUUUCCUGCUUCCGCUUUUGCUUUCUGCAACAAACAAGACGCCCUAGCCCUGGAACCUGUGGUCUUUUGUACACGAUUGUAGACAGGGUACGAGAGGGCCGGCAGUGGUGCAGUGUAGAUGAUUUUCUGUUAUUGUGCGCAAAUAUGCCACAAUGUUGAAUUUACCGUGCACGGAGACGCUGGUUGGGGGUUUUGACGUGUGACAUAAUCCACCCGUACCGCAAGGAAUCAUGCAAGUUUAUUUAUGCUUUUCUUUUAGCCGCUGAAAUGAAGAUCCUUUUAUGGUGGUUCUCAUUUCCCUGCAGCAGAGAUGCAAAUGGAAAUGUGUAGGUAUUAUUUCAACCAUUGAAAUGUUUCCUUCACGAAGCAAAUGAGAGUGUGCAACCACAAAAACACAACUGCCAUACCGAGCCCAUCGUUAAUAAUCACCGUACCUACGUAGGGGAGCAAAUACAUAUUUGCUUAACAUAAUGCAUUGUACCAGCCCAACGGAAUUCAUUCAACGUUUGAGAACGAACGACAACACCGACCGAGCAACUGGCCUGCUGGCUGGCUGGCUGGCUGCUGCUACAAGCGCUGAUAAGUCGCAGUGCAUCAUGUACUGCACUCCAAAUCUAGUGCAUUAGUGAUAAGAAAGCCAAAGCAAAGAUUUCGUCGCUGCUUUGUUUCGGUUGCGCUCCGCGUCGCUGAGCGCUUGUUGGAUUCCAUCGCAAUCAGGUGUGUAUGGCCAAUGACUUCGGUGUUGGUGUUUGCGCCGACUGGCAAGCUGGCAAAGAAUGGUAAAAGUUGACGCGCUGCAGAAAUACACAACCAAACGAAGGAAAAAAGAACCUAGCUUCCCGUCCAGCGAGUUUGUUGAAGCACGCUGCAGUGUUGCGCGGGAAUGGAAGCGUUCCGGUAACGCGAGACGAUCGCGAACACUUUAGAAAGGGCGAAAAGGGGAAGUGGGGGAGGAUCGUACCGGUCGGGCAUUAAUUGCUCUCGCAUACUCUGGGGUUCGCAUACAAACGUGUCACCUAAACGGUGAACCCGAUGCACCACGAAGAACGAGCGGACAGCCAGUACUAGAACGUACGCGCUGCUGUUUAGCGUACUCUGCUCAGCUCAGCUGCUGCUGCCCCUGCCUAUACGUUGCAUUGGUAGUGGUGAUGGGGCGGCUGCUAGAUCGUUUGCACAAGAUCGUGUGGGUCUGGCUCGCGCGCUCUAGGGUGGUAGGGUGGUUUGUCUGGCCGAGCACCGAGCCCGUCCGCGCGAUCAGUUUUGUUUUCCAUUUUGAAGUGUAAUGAUCGCUAGUCGCUAAAAAAAACUUCCGCAGCUUUGCAAGCUUUGCAGUGAAGACGAAGAAGGCCUGACUCUUCGUGUGCCAGUGCUGCUUCGGUGUGUAGCGUUUCUCGUGCGAUGUGUGUAGUUGGUGUUGCUGUAGGUAGUGGAUGAAAGCAAGUAAAUAAAGAGCAGGGCAGUAAUGGACGGGAGGCGGAACAUCUUCCGUUGCGUUUCUGGAUGGAUCGUUGCUGAAAGGGGUUGCAUAGAGAACAGUUUUUUGCUGUCGUGGUAUCGGGCUCGUUGCUGAUCGAUCGAACGGGAAUCGAAUAGGGGUGUAGUGGUCUGCAUGUUCCAGCUGGUUCGACUUGAGUUCGAACAAAAAACAACUGCUACGACUGGUUUGCUACAUUCGCCGCCCAGUGUCGAUUAAGUUCGAACCGUUUUUUUGUGGGAAUACGAAUAUCUGAAGGUUAUGAACCGUUUUGUCAAGGAUUGCAGAUUCCGUAAGACUUUCGUAGUCGGGCACAGCUAUAAAUGUGACGCACACACGUAGGCACACAAUCGCGAACCACAUUCGCUUCAUCGUUUCUAGUAUGGCAUCGUGUUGGGACAUACGUACGCGCUGUGCUGAAAUCGUGGCCUUUGUGAUGGUCAAGUCGGCGAGAUGCUCUCUAGACCGAUGGUGACAAUAAAAGCUCGAACGCAUGCGGAGGACAGAACGAAGAAAGAUCAUCGAAGGCAAUUUAGUAUGCGUUCCGUACCGGUUCGAACCGAUCCGAUCGAUCAUCGCAUGAUAUCGAUAGCUAUCAAAAGCUUCGAGCUGAAGGUAUUACUCACUAUUGGCUAAAAUCCGCUUACCAAAUUCGAACGCCAUUUAAUGCUUUGGUCCCUGCGCCGUUGAAACACGCUGACGUACAUAGGGCCUCAUAUCGCGUGGCUAACUCUGAAGCUGCUCAGAAAUCUUACCUCAAUGUGACAACGCAACGGAGCUGAUUCUUUUGCGCAAUUCUGUACAUUUGCGGUCGAGGUUUUAGCAUCGACGGCCGGUUGGCUAGCGUUGACAAAUGCUAAUUAAUUUGCCAUCAGCGUGUUUACUUCGGUUGCUAUCAUUUGCUGGUUUUCUUGUUGGGAAAUCCGCACUGUAUAUGAUAAGGUUUUGAAAGUAGUAAGAACAGUAACCUGUUUUAAGUCGGUGAUCCACCUGUCCGGCCCUACACUACUCCGCCCCAAGGAAACUUGUUUCAAUAUGUUGCCCAAACCCGUAAUGAUUGUGUGUGUCUCAUCUUUUCGUACUCGUAUCGUUCAUACAGUUGUGGAACAAAAUGAUCUUUGAUGUCCGCAAGAUUUGUAACACGCGUUGUGCACAUCAACGAGAAGGACGUCGAAGAGAAUUGGUCUUGUUUUUUUGCGGUGACCGGUGUACUAACUUUCAAGGUACAUUACAUUCAUCUCACAGGCCUUGAGUAAAUGUUUUACUCGUUGGGACAUAAGAAAAAAAGGUGUUCCAGUAUCCUUGACCGUGAACAUCAACGGAUCCCUUGACGACUACAUGCGUUCACUAAUUGUAGGGAGGCGUAAGUCCUGAUCGCCAUAAGCUGGUGGUGGGAGCCGUGUGUGUUGGUGGUGCUUGUAAGAAUGACCAAAUUUAUGACACAACAUUCUUUUUGUUGUUGAGAUAGACCCGAAAAACUUGAUUCGAAGUGUAACAGUGUGCUGCUGCCGCUGUAGCGAACGACGGAAGAACGUACGAAAAUCAUAAAAAUUAUACACUGUUCUGGGUAGUGUUCCGUCUGCCCCGUUCGGAGGGUGGCUUACCUUGGAAAGUGUUUUCUGUACGAGUGCGUCUGAGAUUGAUGGUAACAAUACUAGCAGGGACCCAUCCAUUUACUCGACCGGAGUAACAGACCGGUCAUGAUGGUAGUGAUGCGAGAUUGGAGGCUAAGGAUUUGGAGAAGGUUUCAAUAAUGCAAGGUUAAGGUUAGUGUUGCCUAACAGUUGAAGGACUACUUUGUCAUUUGCUCAUUGGCAAGGGAGCACAGUAAAGAUCUAAUUGAGUGAGACCCCGCCCCAUUAGUGGUUCGAUAAGAUAGAUGCAUAUCGCUAGUCAGAAGUGCCUUGACUUACAUUUAUUCUGCCCAACAUUUCGCCACACGCACCUAGUCACAUGUUGCCUAAGGUGUUGCCUAAGGGAUGUAUGGUAAACCAAGUCGACACCCAAAUCCUUUCCGAUGGUGACCGGAUGAUAAAGUCAUCGAUUGCUGCCCCCUAGUGAAUGUAUAUUUUAUUGUGCAAAUAACCUUAGCCAUAUCCUUCGGCACCUGCCGACCAGCCGGUUCUAUAGCAAACCAACUGUGGCGACUCGUGUUCUCGUUCUAGUGAUAUAUGUAGCCUCGCAAUGUUAGUGAGACAAAGUGUAAAAGUAUAGUGCGUAAUGGCACUGCUGUCGUGCUUGCACGUAUCUUUUUUUUUUCGUUGUCCGCUUCAAUCGCCAUGACCAUAUUUCCUUGGAGAGACUGCGAGGGUUAAAGUUAAUCAGAACGAUGGCGCUAUAAUGUGACGCUCCUUGAAUGGUGCAGCUUAGAAGCAAUGGCAGGUGACACCGUGUACUUGCGGCUCACUGCGGGUCUUUGGGGUCUUACGUACGUUGGUCCAUCCAUUGGUCCAGAUCCGUUGCCACCAUUCAAUAGGUAGCGGACGAGCAUGAUAAUUAAUAUGAAUUUUUAAUACAACCAAUAAGCAACUGUCGGACACGAAGUGUGUAAGUGGGAGGGUAUAUAUAUUUUUUUCUUCUCCACUAUCGUGCUAAUAACUGCAACUAUCUUACCUCUUUGUCGUGUGGGCUUUGUGGACGAGUCGCGCGUGUCUAUAUUAAUAUGCUUGUUUGUUUUUUGCUGUUCCCUUUCGUGCUAGUAAUUCUUGUGCUCUUGUCUGUGACGACCUUUUGAUUUCAGUGCUGUUCCAGCCAUUGAAGUCGACAGCGAAGACGGUAGCAGCCGCAGCAGUAUCCCGCGUGCAGUGUUUGGUGCGUGAAAAGCUGGUGUGAAAAAAUAACGCCGGGCGAUUGUCGCUUGUAAGAAACUUUGGUGUGAAAAUGGUUAACGUUGCCAUUUCGGCAUCCAAGUAAACCGUGUUGCCGUGUGCCAUUUGUCUCAGGUGUCUGGCGCGUUGAGCAAGCGUUAAAGUGAACGGUCGUACAGUUCGUGAGUCUUUGUUCUAUUUUGUGUCUGUUUCCGCGCGAGAGUGCAACAACAACUGAUUCCUUGGCGGGAAAAAAAAAGAUUGGAAAACGAAACCCAACAAAACACGAGCAAAAGGCCUACGCAGCGACGAAGCAGAGAGUUACACAGAGUUGAGAAGAAUAUUGUUAAAGCCCGUGUGGUUACUUAGCUGAUCCGUCUUAUUUGCCAAAACGAUUGCUCCAGUUUAAGUUGCGCACUCAUCUACUCGUUUCGAGCAGAGUCCGGAGCGGAGGAAGUGAUAUAUGGGCCUGUAGGGUUACUGCGAGAAUUGGCGAACAUCGUACAGAGCAGGUAGACUGGCCACCGAUUGUUUAAGACCACUCUAGUCAACAACAAAAAAAGCUACCAAACGCAAGGACAAUUUGCGGCCGGAAUCUAAGAUAUGCCAUUGCAAAUGUCAUACAUGUGAUGAAAGCUGAAAACUCACCAUUCCAUCAAUCAGUCAAAUACACAGUCCUGCAGCGAAAUUUAAAGUUUUUUCUCUCGCAUACUCUUGGUGUUUCAAAAACCAUCUCUUGAGCAUAACCGAAUUAUGCAAAGAUACGGUGAUAACUCCUUCUUAACGAGGGUAAAAAUGGAAUAAUCUUCUAAUAAGCUCAACGCGGGAAAGUAUAAAUUUUCGUUUGCUCUAACACUUCAGGAUACUUUUUUUUAAACUUCUAUUUUUAGGAUAUUUUUUUGAAAGUACUUAUUUGAAAUUACGAAACCUCACAACGAGAGUGUAAUAAUUUUAUAUUUUCAAAUAAAUUUUUAAAUUAAAGUAUGAUUUUCCUUCAGUUACGAAAAGGAGAACAUGUUUCUAUAUCAACUAGUACGGAAGCAAACUAUUCUCUAAAAAAAAGAAUGUACAUAAUGGCUAUUCGUUGCGAGGAAAAGCAAAACGAAAACCUCCAGCAUCAAUGCACUUAUUUUCAUCCUGCACAUACAGCCAGCUGCAUAUUAGAGUGAAAAAAGGAGAUAUAAGCGUCUUGUCCUUUACAUAGCGUAGGAGCAAACGAAAGAACGUACUAUUUUCGCCAUCCUGGCAUGUGCCGGCUAGUAGCGGCAACAAAACUGCCAGUUCUGUGCGCAUUUCAGCUGUGCAGAUUCCGCCUUAGCUUGCAGGAUUCGUUGCAUGCACACCGUAAAACGAGCAAAACGCCAGGACUAGUGUGGCAACGUCAACUGUGCAUGGUGGCAAUGACGUCGUCUGGGUCUGGUGAAGAAUCUUUUUCGCCAUUGUUGUUAUUAGUAGUUUUUUUUUCUUCAGUGCCCGAAUGGAUCGCAUGCACACCAAAACGACCAACGACGAUGAUGCCGGUGUACGGAGCAUAGAUGAUACGGCUGGCGUUGUUGACGUUGGCCAGCACGACGGGAUGGGUUUCGGUUGGAACAUAGGGGAUGAACACAUGGAAGGACGAACGGUUUUGAGUAGGAAUGCUCCGAUGGCACUCGGUCGGUACGGGCGGUAACAUAGACGACAUUAUCCUUGAAUCCGACUCGAACCGUGUUCGCGAAAGCAGUGUUUUGCAUCGCUUUCGGUUAGUGGAGAGCAAAAGACUGAAACGAUCAUUUUCUGUGCAUUACCAGGACACUUUCGUCGGAGUGUGAGUGUAAUUCGCAGUGUAUUGUGUGUUUAUUCGUAGUUUAAACUAUUUCACAAAUUAUCAACUGAAACAAAAAAAAAUGACCAAACUCUCAGCAAAGGCAACUGGUGUAGCAGCAAACGCCGUCGAACCGAUUCAAUCUACUGUCACCCACGUGUUCGACAAGCGGCCCUUCUUCCAUCAGAGCGAUUUGCGUGCACGCCCGACGAUGAACGGUUUUUACACGGCACAACAACACUUUUAUCAACCGAACAGUUUUAUCAACGAUUCUUCGUUGCUGUGCGACGCUUUGAAGCGUGUUCCACAGCUGGAAGCAUUGUUACUGUUUAUGCAGCAGCAACUACAAACGCCUGCAUUAAUGUCGAGUUCGUUGCGGUCAGUGUCGAAUGCAACGAACCGAAACCGCACUAGUGUGAUAACGCGGCAUCAACUCUUUUCUGGGUCUGAAAUAUCUUUUAGUAAUAGUAACGUUAAUACUAGUGCAGCUGUCGAUCGAUCGAUCUCUCGUCUCCAUCCAAAUUCCCGCUUGUUAAGUAUACGUGGCCGAUUGCCACAAGCAUUAAACCAUUAUGCUGACUGGCUCGAUCACAUGGAGCGCAUGUACUUGGACGAACAGCAAUGCAUGCUAGCGUCCAUGCAAGCACAACAUUUGUACAAUUGGUAUCGGGUAUGGGAAGCUACCGAUCAGCACAGUGAUCGCUGGUGGAAAAAUCGUACCAAUGUGCGAACCACUAUACAAACAUCGACGCCCUGUCCACUCCGUAGUGCUCUUCUACAAGCAUUCUACCAAUUGAUUUCAAAUGCUAGAGAUGGUGGUUACUCCCAACCAAUCGUGCACUUCGAUCUGACACAUCGAGGAAAACGGCCAGUCCCACAUAGGCUGCAGCAAGCCCCACGUCGAAGCCAAUAUCACACGGACCAAUUAUCAGACGGAAAGGCGGCGUCCCUCCCUACACUAGCUGGGAUCACGGUGCCAAAACCGAUCAACACAACAAAUGGCAGCCGGCCGUCGAUUGGCAACAACAAUCCUUUAACGCCGUUCCUGUUUGUCUACGUGCCGUUGCUAACACCGUUGCCUGACCCCCAACAGAUGCCGAUUGCUGUAAGCCACACCGCAGUCGCAGGACCACCAGUAUUGCCGAGGUCUACGGUUUCACCGCCACCAAGGUUGCCACCGUCAACGCGCUCCUUGGAUGUCAUCAUUAAUGACAGGUUAGUGCAACCAUUCGUUUACGCACCAACUUCAAACGACAAUUAAAACUCGUUUGGGAUUUGCGGUUACAUUGGUUGUGGAACCUUUAUUUUUUUGUGGACAAUUCCAGUACUUCGCGGUUUACACGUGUUCCGAUCGAAUGGAUCAAAUCAUAUUGACGGAUCACAUUUUUUUAGACAACUAAGAAAUGUUUGCAUUUGCCGAUGGGUUCCAACUGCUGUUACAUUAAUUCAUUCUUGCCAAAUGGGACAACGAGCAAAACGGUUCCGUAUAUGCUUAUCAGUCCUUUUAAUACAUCAACACGAAGUUUUCUCUUUGUUGUCUGCAAUGUGAUUCGGAACUUAAAUGAAGAAAAACCACAGGUUUGCCUGUACACACGACCAUUCGAGACAUCACCCCCUUCUCAUGAAGGUUGAUGUGCGAUAGAAUAUAAAUUCAAUUGCGUGUGAGUGAAGCACAGGGCAGAACGAAGAGAGAGAGAGAGAGAGAGAGAGAGAGAGAGAGAGAGAGAGAGAGAGACUCUUUGGAGUUUGGAGUGCUGCGUCUGUGCAAAAAUAGAAACCACGUGCUUUCGAUGCUUCAUCCGCUAUGUAUUCAUUCGAUCGAUUUUCCUCGACAUCGUCCCGCGGUUGCCGCGUAUUCGCCGUAAAUCGGUAUGUGUUUGCUACGCUAGAAGAAACAGCAGUAGUCAAAUGUUGGGCUCAGAAUGAGAAAGAAUGAGGAAAUGAUGGAUAAAUUGUACAUUUUGUUUUGAAUGUUUCAACAAUUUAGAAACCGGUUGGAAAAUUUUCGCAACAAGAUUGUUCCGCAUGCAUUUGCUGAUUACGAAAAUGAAUGCGUUAAGAAUAUAAAUGGAGCUAAGCUGAAUAAAAAAACAGUUUGACGAAAAUGUAUCUCUGUUUUACGUGAAAACUUUAGGGACGGUUUCAGUUAAAGUUCACCUAAGUUCAAUGAAAAUUGCCCUGUUGCGCAAGCGCACUUGUUCGCAGACGUUUUGUUAUUGUUUCCCAAAACGAGAGAAAUACUUCGAUGUUUGUUUUUCUCUACGGAGGAAUGAGACUAUUGACGAGUUUAUCGAAAGACUGGUGCUUCGCAGAACGCACGUAAAAUGUUAUUUCCGCAAAUAGUUGUGAUAAUUUACAUGCCGUAAAUUUAAGUUACAAAUCGAACAAAGAACAAAUUUUGGCUGCGAACAAAACGUAGAACAGGAUAGAAAAAAGCGUUGCUCGUGACGAAAUUUGAUUCGGUUCUUCGAGUAUGAAUAUACAUACUAUGGGAGAUAAGUAUAAUGAUAUGAGCUUUUAAUUUCCUAAUGAUAUGUAGUGCAUCUAGAGAAGUUACGUUAUUUAUUAUUUAGAAUGGCGUUAAUCAUGAACCCUUACAAAGUUUUGAUGGAAAUAUUAAUGGUGUUUGAGGCUAUACCAUCGUUAUGAUGAUUCUAGCUUAACUAUUUUCCUUUCUUUCAAAUCUACCAGGGACAUUUUUAUUCGUAAUUUUCUUAGACCGUUUCUUAUUUGCCUUUCCAUUUCUUUUCCAUCGAAACAUUUCACAUUUUCCAUCGAAUGUAAUCCAGGGUUGCAUGCUCCCACGAAUACUACACCGUCUUAAUACUAAGAACCGUUAAAUUUUUCAUUGAUCUCUCGAUAACAAAAUUUUCAUUGAUUCUUGCUAGUAUAAAAAUCAAACAUUUUUUUCAUGUCUAUUAAGUACUAAGUACUAAUGCUUUUUAUGAAAAGAGAACUCAUUCCCAAAUAGUGUAUUUCAUGUAUAAAAUAACAAACCGUCAAUCAAGCAAUAAUGAUAAAAACACAAAAAAAUAAUAUUAAUCUUAUUUACCAUACUAACGUUACGCGCCGCCUCACAACAUCUUUAUUAUAGCGAAAAAAAUCUUUGCGUAAAUGAAAUAUUCUUAUUACAACACUGGGGCGGCCCAGUGGUGUAUCUGAUAAAUUGAGCCAGUUCCACCAGAUUAUUCUAGUAAGCCAGAUAUGGCCAUCAUGACCUAUGAGAUGGUUAAGCCAAAAAUAAAAUACAUUAGAUACAAGUGAUCUUUAUAGAAAUAAUAAUUAAAUUAAUUCCUAUAAUACUUACCACUACAUACUUAGGACGUAAAAAAACAGCUAGAAGUCAUUUCAAUAAUUGAUCGAAUGGUUACAUCAAUACAAUUAAUGCUUACAUGUUUGGUUUUUAAAUUGAUUAGGUACCGCUAGUGUAUUUUGGAGAUGGUCCGACCGAGAUAAAAAUUUUAUUGUCUUUUUUAUAUUGUUUCUAUAGAAUUAUCGACCGCAGUAAAUUGUUGCAUGGCUUGUACCAAUAUACUACAUAUACUACAGCUUUUGUUGCUCACAAGCGUAAAAAAUAAAAUGAGCCCAGUUCUGGAAAAUCGAUGAACUGCAUCAUCACAUUUUAACAGUGAUUGAAUUUCAAUUAGAAUGCGGUACCAUUCGUCCAAGCGUUCAAGGGGUAACAAAAUGAUACUUAUUUGAAAUUUUCGCUUCGCUGCAUAUAUAGUGAAAGUACUUUUGAAUACCCAAGCGUGACCCAUUCAUCCCAAUUCUGUACCAACUGAUUGAUGAAAUGUGCAGUCUUCAUUUUUUAUCACCAUAAGAUACACCGAACGCGACGGAAUGGAUAAAAUUUUGAUGUCUUGCUAUGGGACAAAGCUUACUGACCUAUCCAACGAUCAUUGAUCGUGAACAACUGGAGUUUAUUUAGUGCUUAAUACAUUUGAGCCUAGACAGAAAAAUAAAAAACGGAAGAACAUUGAAAGACCAUUGGAAGAAUAUUCCUAAUGCACACACAACUCACGGUAACUUACAUGUACCUGAUAACCACCCUCAAUCAACCACCCUAAAACGAUCAUGUUAUAUAGCAACAAUGCACUGCGCCAAAAUUUGGCCAUGAAUCUGCUGCAGCUGCGAUCAACCAUCAAGCUGACCCAACUUACAAUCGGUAGCGGUAGACGGACGGGAGGCACAUGUUUUUGCAUGAUCAUACCGCAUGUCAUACCAUCAGUUUGUCGAGGUCGCAGAAGCGCAUAUGUGUGGAGUACUUUAACGGCCAUGUGGUCAACGGAUUAUUAUGCAACUGAAUGUAGAUGACGAUGCGUUUAUGCACGCUGAGCAGCUGAGAGCAACCCCAUUGAAUGCUGGUUGAUGAGGGCAGGUAGAACAGGUGAUGUGAAAAAAAGUAAACGGUAGUCAUGUGCGAAAUUACCUCCAAACACAACGAGCGGAAAUACAAACGUAAUAUGAUCACGUUACCAAGGUUGAUCAGCUAGAGAAUUCUAUGAGCGUAUGGUACGUACAACUGAAAUGGUUGGAUAGUGGUGAUGUGAGGAAACCACGCUAAGGGUACUACAUGAACAUCACAUUACAUCGAUACUAGGUAUGGAAUAAUAGCUGACAGUACUCCACUACUUCAACGCUAUGCAAAGUAGCAUGCACAAGCAGUUCAGUUUUACCACGUUGAUAUUUUGGUUGGUAUUCAACAUUUUUCUAUAAAUUAUAAUACAAUCUGGAGAACAACUACAAGAAAUUAUAAAGGAGUUUUUCAUAAUACUACCAUGUGAAACAGAAAUCUGGAUUGAAUUGCUUCUGCAGCGCCAGAAUAUGACUAUUCAUAUUUCAAUUUUAGAUAGUUGCCUUUGCCAUUUUUUACACGAUACUACUUGUACCCAAUUCAAACCAUUCCCUCGUAGCAAAAUAUGAUUUAUCGAUCACGGUAAAAAAUGAAGUGUACUACACCAGUUACGAUAAGCAUGUCCAAUAAGAUCGUCACGUUAGUAAGAAGAAGGUAUACGUAAUAAGGACGAUCGAUAACUUAAAGGUGUACAUGAUCGAUGAAUUUGUUCGAUUACCAACUUAAACUAUAAGUCUUGAAUGUAUUCAGCUCGAUUGGUUUCAAUUGCUAUUAGCUCAGCUAAUUAGAAACUGUGGUUAGCGUAAUGUGCCAGACAUUCUUCUGGUACUUAGUACCGAAUUGCAUACAAUAUCCACGCAUGCAGAAUUAGUCUUACGUUUUUCAGCAUACGAUCAUUGGUUUAUAGUUAAUGGUUUACUAGAUCUCACAUGCACUCUAGGUUUAGUAGCAUUCAUAGUAGCGUGCGUCAUAGAUUUGCAACCCGUAAUGAUAAUGAUAAUCACCGGUUUGUCCAGCACCACCAUCGCUUGCAGUUUCCUCCCCCGUUGGGUAGAAAAGAAAUCUCACGAAGCGCCAUCCGUGACCGUAACUUCCGCGAGAAUCUCAACAAUAAGUGGCUCACGCGCCACCGAUGCUCAUUUCCCAUGGCGAACGGUCACAGGGUGCCCUGUAGAUAUGGAGCUGAUAGUGGAGCGGCAAAAUAGAAGCUUCUACUACUACUGCUCGAAUGACGGCGUAGGUCCUGCAAGCGGUACUGCCACCAAAUGGCCAACGGCAAACGGUGGAAAACGAACGGUUUUUCGUCUAUUGAAAUGAAAAUUGUGUGAGUUUUCCAGCCCCUUGUGUGCCCUUUGAGUUGCCAGCCAAUUGAGAUGAGAUCGUUCGUAAUGCCGAAGAAAAUAAGCCCCCCCCCUGCUCCUCAUCAUCUUUCAACCGUUUCGUGUGGUAGUAGGUGGGUGUGGGUAGUACAUUCGGGCAAAAGAAAAGAAUUUUCUUCUCGCUCCGGUGACUUUCUCUCAAGGGGCCCGUUCGCGAGGGUGGUUUAAACUCGACAGUCAGGCUUGAGAUGAAUAUUGCGCUAGAAACGUGUCCACGGAUUGAUCUAGUCUUUUUUGCCGUGCCUGUCAUCGUUUGUUGGUUGACCCAUCCACCCACUCCAUCCGUGACCGGUUGAGUAAGUGUCUGAAAAUCGUUCUACGUCGGUAGUUUAAUGGUUGAUUGUCAAAUCGAAAUUAAAGCACACAAAAACCCGGUUGAGCUUCCCGAACAAGUUGCAGGUAGAUUGAAAUUUUAAAUUUUAUAAUAUUACCAUCCAACUCUGGAAGCAAAGGAAUGCUUUGGGAAUCGUGUCCUAAAUCUGAAGGGUUCAGAUUUGUAUUACAUUCACCGGCUAAAUAAUUUUAGACGGAAGCAUAUUUUUUGUGUUUUUCGAAAUACCAUUCCCUUUUCCGAUUUAGGAACGUUCUACACUCCAUUCUGUAAACUCGAGCUUGAUAUCAGGUCGGGGAACGGAGAUUGUUGUCUGUUGGCCGUUGAUAAUGUCACCUACAGUGUAGUGAAUGGUUUUAUUUGGGCUUCGUAGUUUUAUUUACUUCUUGGAUUUCGAUGGUAAUUCCGGUAUAACUGGUUAGUACGAUCCUAUCGAACCUUUCCGUUUAUCGAUAUACCUUCGAUACACAGUGCCAAUUGCUUAACCAUUCACUAAUGCCAUUUGCUUUGCGGUGGUACUCGUGCUUGGACAACAUUGCGGCCAAAUCAAUAAACCGUUCUCUUUUGUAAAAUCAUUUUCUAGUUUAAUGAUAACGGGUAAUUUUGAGAAGAUGUAAAUAUUUCAACAAAUUAAUAAGCAUAAACUGUUGUGUUCUAGUUAUUACGAUCAAAUCAAAUAAAGUUUUUCUAUGGUUUUAUUCUUGAAUAUUAAUCACUUAAUAUUAGUUAAUUACUUAAUUAGUUUUAUUCUUCUAUUAAUCACUUAUUAAAUCUGCUGCCAUUUCGAAAUAGAUUAAAUAUUCUUUAUAUAUACUAAAUAUAGACUUCAUGGUAUACAUCUAGCUGAACUGUCCGAAAUAGCUCUCUGCGUCUGGUUGGCCUAUCCAUCUAAAUUUGUGAUUGUACAUUAUAUUAGCAAUGGUGGUCAAAUGAGUUCAAGACAGCAAAAAACACACACGACACUCGUUUACAACCAGUUUUAUCAACAUUUCUAUGCAAACAAGUUCUGUGUAAGGAAAUAGAAACUUCGAACUAUUUCGGGCUAGUAUUUAACAACAGUCAUGUG